This is a messenger RNA of Eucalyptus grandis, 1526 nucleotides long. RefSeq lists its product as uncharacterized. The transcript has 7 exons. NCBI's taxonomy places the organism in Eukaryota, Viridiplantae, Streptophyta, Magnoliopsida, Myrtales, Myrtaceae. Bases 165 to 1256 code for a protein of 363 amino acids. The record is from RefSeq and is a predicted model, not a curated record.
CUGGUUCAUAGCUCUCUGCCCUAAAACUUUCAUAGCCAAUAGGAUGCAAGAUGGGUUUUGUCUUCAUCUAUGGCAGACGACCUAACACCAAACUGUGAUCACGAGGAUAAGGCGUUUCUGUCAUUGGAGCUGAGGAAGAACGAGCAACUUCACACGCACAUCUGAUGGAAGAGCACGCGUUGGAGAUGUUCGAAGUUGGGCCAUGCGAGACUCCUCAUCAAAUGGGCUUCUUGAUCGGCCGGAGGUUCUCGCGCUUGAUACAGAGCAGGUUGUCUAGGGACCUCAUCCUUCGAAACCAGCUCCUGCCGUGGGCAAGAGCUCCGGAAUCACGGCCUCUCCUCGAAGCUCUCUGCGAACAUAACCAGACCAAGUUCCCUCGCUACUGGGACGAGCUCGUUGGGACGGCCGAAGGGGCUGACGUGCCGGUUCUUGACAUUGUGUUGAUAAACUUCAGGAAGGAAAUCCUACCCUUCAUCCCGGACAAGGAAACAAAAUCAGACUUGCCCGAGAAAGCCAUUGAGUGUUCCGACGUAUUGGUCGUCGGCGAGUCGAUGGCCGUCGCCGCACACAACGAGGAUGCCAAUGUCGCUCUAGUUGGCCACACCUACUUAAUCAAGGGUACUCUGUCGAGCGGAUUGUGCUUCAUUUCGUACACGUAUGCAGGAGAGCUCCCGAGCUGCGCAUUCGGAUUCAACAACAACGGAAUGGGAUUUACACUCAAUGCGGUACCUCCCUCUAAAGAAGAGAUUGUAGCAAGUGGGAUUGGAAGGAACUUCAUCUCCAGAGAUCUACUAGAGGCAACGAGCAUGACCGAUGCGACCAGUAAAAUCCGCUCAGCAGAGGCAUCAGUAGGACACAGUUACAAUCUAAUCGAUCUGAAGGCACGAAGAAUUUGCAACCUAGAGACCGCAUCAAGGACCCGGGUUUCAGUUAAUGAAGUGGAUGAUACGCCGUUCUUCCAUGCCAACAUGUAUCUGCAUCUUCAAGUUAAGCAGGUAGAAGAUGAGAACUCAAAAAGCAGGCAAAAGAGAGCGGCUGUGUUACCAAAGAAAUCUAAACAGGACUUCCUCUCACUCCUUGGAGAUACAGAUGAUGCCAAAUAUCCCAUCUACAUGUCAGGUCCAACGCUGUACACGCUAUGCACGGCUCUGGUCGAUCUGGAUGAGCAGACACUGAGCAUCAUUAAAGGGAAUCCGAAGAAAGGAGAAGUUUCUCACACCUUCUCUCUGUCCUCACCAGAUCUCAAGAAGCUGUGAUGAAGCCUCCAUGCAGCUCAUUCUGCCUUGAUGAAGUGAAAAAGACUAAUGCAGUUUCCAAGGGUCUCAUCCAGGUUUCUGUACACCCAUUGGGUGGCCCUCUCCUGCCAUUUUGUACUGGAACUUGACUUAGGUAUGUUUGUCCGCUAAGCGGCCGCAUUCUAUACUGAAGGUCUGGUGUCAGAUGAAGAAGUCUUAACUCCUCAUAGUGGGUCGAUCACUAAAUUCACGUCUCGUAACAAUGAAGAACUUAAAAAUUACACUAUGCAA